GCGGCGAGCAGGCCCGGCCUCCAAGAUGGCGGCGCCCGGAAAGCAGUAUGGGCUUAUAUUUGCCAAGAAAGCGCAGCAGAAAGGACUUGUCAAGCAUGCGGUCUUCAUGGAAGACUCCGACGAAGAGUCUUCGAUCGGCAAGAGCCUUCAGCGAGAAGCCUUAAAAAAACAAGCAAUGAAACAAACCAAGAUGGAGAUCCAAAGGGCACUGGCAGAAGACUCCACCGUGUAUGAAUAUGACAGUAUUUUUGAGGACAUCCAGCAAAAGAAGGCAGAAAGCCAUGCCAGCUUGCUUGCAGGGAAAGCAGAAAAAAAGCCCAAAUACAUCCAAAAUAUCCUCAGGGCGGCCGAGCUGCGGAAGAAGGAACAGGAAAAGAGAAUGGAGAAGAAGAUCCAGAAGGAGCGGGAGGCCGAAGGGGACACCUUUGACGAUAAAGAAGCCUUCGUGACAUCGGCAUACAAGAAGAAGCUGCAGGAGAGAGCCGAGGAGGAGGAGAGGGAGAGGAAGGAGGCGGCGGUGGAAGCCUGCCUGGACGUUACCAAGCAGAAGGACCUGAGCGGCUUCUAUCGGCACCUGCUGAACCAAGCCGUGGGGGAAGAGAAGAUGCCCCACUGCAGCCUUCGGGGCACCGGGUUCAAGGGAGAAAACCUCGCUGAAGAGCCGCCGGACUCCAGUCAAGCCAGCAGAAGUCUGGGAGGCCAAGCAAGAAGAGAGGAGGACCCGGAUGCAGACGGCGACUCGCAAGCAGGCAGCAGUGCGGGCGAAGACGGGGCUGCCGAGGGGGUCCCCGCAAGCAGAGGCAGUGAGGGGAGGGCGGCCGGGGCGGGUGGCCGGGAUCGUGGCGGGGGCCGUUCCAAGCCCCGGCAAAGCCAGAGAGACUCGAGGUCCCCCAGCGAGGAGAGGCACCCCCACCCCCGUCGGGCAGAGAAGGGCGAUGCGGCGGGAGGGGGGAAGGCCGGGCAGCACGAGGAGAAGAGCCGCCACGGGAGGAGGCUCCAGAGCCAUGGAAGGGACGCGCGAAGCGGGACCGAGGGCCACCGCAGGAGGCGGGAAGACCGGGAAGACCGGCCAAGGAGGAAGGACCCAGAGGAGGAGGAGGAGGAGGAGGAGGAGAGGCAAGAGCAGAGGAGAGGAAGAGGAAAGAGGGAACGUCGAGCCAGAGAGAGAGACCGAGACGGAGACAGGGAAAAGGGAAGGGGACGGGACGCAGCCGGCAGGGAAGGGAGAGACGAGAAGCCGACGCACGGGAGGAAACGCAGCUCUGGGUCCAUGGCCCAAGGGGGCCCUUCCAGCCCUGAGAAAUCCCCCGAGGUGCAGCGCAAGGCUGCAGCGGACGGCGGAGAGGAGCCGGCGGAGAAGCCCCCGGAGAGCCUCGGCAAAUUUGCAAAGCGGAGCAACCAGGAGACGGUCUUGUCUGCCCGGGACCGCUACCUGGCCCGGCAGAUGGCCCGCGUGGGCCCCAAGUCCUACGUGGAGACCGAAGAAGAUUAGGGCUGGCUUCGGGGGGGUCUCCGGAGGGACUUCGCUGGGAAUCUCAGGGCCCUCUGAGUGGCAGUAAUCCCUGGCCACUCGCUUCAAAGAUUCUGGGCACGAGCGGCGAAGACGGUGGGCCGAGGGACCUCGGAGGGAGCCCUCGGCUCCCUUGUGGCCUGCCCCUCUCCUCUCGAGGCCAGGAGCCUCCUGGGCCGGAGCACGUGUUCGGGCCCAGUCUGGGCCACGUGGCCUUCGCGGACCUUUCCUCAAGGUCCAGAAACCAUCCGAGAGUGCAGAGGAAGGGAGGGAAGCAUGCAUAUUAUACGAGAUCGGAGUGUUCUUACUUUUUUGUUUCAAAUACACUGCACUUCCAUAGCGGAUUUAAAGGUUAGGAGUUUCUGUUUGGCACUUCGUUACUUCUGCCUUCCAGAACCAGUGAAAUAAAGUGAAAAAGAGAAGUA
Molecule: messenger RNA, 1935 nt
Organism: Candoia aspera
Lineage: Eukaryota; Metazoa; Chordata; Lepidosauria; Squamata; Candoiidae
Gene: NSRP1
Product: nuclear speckle splicing regulatory protein 1
Exons: 7
Coding region: 26-1492 (488 amino acids)
Biological process (GO): regulation of alternative mRNA splicing, via spliceosome
Source: RefSeq, a predicted model, not a curated record